Molecule: messenger RNA, 819 nt
Organism: Triticum dicoccoides
Lineage: Eukaryota; Viridiplantae; Streptophyta; Magnoliopsida; Poales; Poaceae
Product: non-classical arabinogalactan protein 30-like
Exons: 1
Coding region: 9-554 (181 amino acids)
Cellular component (GO): cell periphery
Source: RefSeq, a predicted model, not a curated record
UUCCAGCAAUGGCGGCCUACCUCCCCCUCGCCGUCCUCGUGGCCCUCCUCGCCGCCACCGGCGCCAGCGCCCACGGCUACAGCCAGACCCCCUCGCCGACGCCUGCACCGGCUGCCAAGUGCGACAAGGUGAUGCUCAAGGUGGAGGGCAUGGUGUACUGCCAGAGCUGCACGCACCGGAACUCAUGGUGCCUCGACGGCGCGACGCCGCUGCCGGGGGCGAAGGUGACGGUCACCUGCCGCGACGCCAAGAACCGCGUCAUGGCCUCGCGGACGCCCGUGGCCGACGGCAAGGGCUACUUCCUCGCCGAGUUCGACGUCGCCGAGAAGGCCGACUACUAUAAGGGGGACCCCGCCAAGGCCUGCUUCGUGCGCCUGCUCGCGUCGCCGGACCGCAAGUGCGACGACCUCACCAACGUCAACUACGGCAUCGAGGGCGCGCCGCUCCGCCACGAGGGCAAGCGGUGGUCCGGCCAGGGGUACGAGAACGUCGUGUGCGCCGCCGGCCCGCUCUCCUUCAAGCCGGACACCUGCGCGCCCAGGGGCCACUACUGAUGAUCGUUUUUUUGAUUUUUUUUAGUAUUAUCUAAUCUAAGCAUCAUAGCCCAAUUUCAUCAUUUCAAAUAUGGAGUUGAUAACCACGCAUACUAUGUGGUCGCUGAUGAUUAACUUCGUUAUUUUGAAGUGCAUGUGUGUACGCGCGUGCGUGCGUGCGACAAAGCUUAUAUGCGCCAGGCACGGCUGCUUUGGGUCUCGGACCUUGUAUAUUCUGUCUUUUUUAUUUUCUCCUACAAAACUUCUAUUGUAUCCAUCAUCAAUC